Molecule: messenger RNA, 996 nt
Organism: Cavenderia fasciculata
Lineage: Eukaryota; Evosea; Eumycetozoa; Acytosteliales; Cavenderiaceae
Gene: mcfK
Product: mitochondrial substrate carrier family protein
Exons: 5
Coding region: 1-996 (331 amino acids)
Biological process (GO): thiamine pyrophosphate transmembrane transport
Cellular component (GO): mitochondrial inner membrane
Molecular function (GO): thiamine transmembrane transporter activity
Source: RefSeq, a predicted model, not a curated record
AUGACCAGUACUGAAAACAACAAUAACAAUAGUAAUAAUAUUCAUGAUGGUAAAUCGGAAAAAGAACAUGCAGAUGCAAUACAUAGUCAACAUUUCAAGACAGAGUUGAUAGCUGGUGCAAUGUCGGGUGCAUUGACUAGAUGCAUAGUGGCACCUUUGGAUGUUGUAAAGAUACGAUUCCAGCUGCAGAAACACGAUACUUCACAUGCACACCAAAGUGCAGUCUACAAAUCCACGCUUCAACAAGAGUACAGUGGUGUCUUUCAAACAUUGUCCAAGAUCACACGAGAGGAGGGAUACCGUGCACUAUGGAAGGGUAAUCUGACAGCAGAGAUUCUAUGGAUUUCAUAUGGUGCCGCUCAAUUUGCAUGCUAUUCUUCAUUGAAUAGAAUACUAGAUGAAAACUACACUAAAAAUAUUUGUAAAGAUGAACAUUAUAAACCACCUCCCAUCAUUUCAUUGGUAUCUGGUGGUUUAUCAAGUGCUGCUGCUACUCUUUUAUCAUACCCAUUUGAUACAAUUAGAACAAAUAUAGUAUCAAAAAAACAUCAUGUAUCAAUUUAUGAAACAUUGAAGGAGUUGGAAAAGACUAGAUCGAUUUAUAAUGGUGUUGGUAGUUCACUAUUACAAAUUGUGCCAUUGAUGGCACUGCAAUUUACAUUUUAUGAAACACUUAAACAUACUUGGAUCAAUUUGAGAACUAACCAUGGAAACGCAUCUACGCAGACGGCAAAGGCCGAUCCAGUUGGACAAUUUAUAUGCGGUGGCUUGUCAGGUGCCAUGUCUAAAUUCCUUGUACUUCCACUAGACGUUAUUAAAAAAAGAUUACAAGUUUCAAAAGGAUCAACAAUGCAUUAUACAAUUACUACAAUGUAUAGAUAUGAAGGUUGGAAAUCAUUUUUCAAGGGAGCAAUUCCAAGUUUAAUUAAAGCUGGAUGUUCAUCUUCACUAUCAUUUAUGUUUAAUAAUACAACAACACAAAUAUUAAAAAAUUAA